Rhizophagus irregularis DAOM 181602=DAOM 197198 is the source of this 534-nucleotide messenger RNA. The record is from RefSeq and is a predicted model, not a curated record. NCBI's taxonomy places the organism in Eukaryota, Fungi, Glomeromycota, Glomeromycetes, Glomerales, Glomeraceae.
AUGACCAAUAAUUUAACUGAAAAACUUUUAGUUGAAAUUGCAAAGCCUAAAAAGAAAAGUGCUGAGAUUUCUGAAUUUAGAGAGAAAUUACUAAGAUUUGCUAAGGUUAAGACUGAAAAUGCGAGGCUGAAGCAAAUUAUUGAAAAGGAUGCAAGACAUGAUGCUAUAAAUGUUAAAUUCAAGUUUAGAGUCAAAGAGCUUGAGGCUAGACUUGUAUUAUUAGAACAGAGUUUAGCAGUAGAUGGGAUGGUAUUAUCAUUUGGUCAGAUACAAGCAAUAUCAGUGAUAAUGGUAUUAACUGUUGAUGUAUCUGAUUCUGUGAUAAAUCAACUUAAUAAUGAACAUAUAAAAAAAGCAUUAAUAAUGAGAUUAAAAAGAGGAGGCGAAAAAAAAAGUAGAGAAAUUAAAGAGCAAGAUAAGCAAGAUUUAUUACAAUUUUAUGAGGAGUUGAAGCAACAGUUAUCAUCACCUACACAUAUAUUUACAUCAGAUCAAACUUUAGAAGAACAGAAUCCAUCUUCAAAUAUCACAUAA